AUGUAUUCGAUUAGACCCAAAGAAACGCCAGAGAAACUGUAUUCGGUUGCGCCACAAAAGUCGAGGCAAUCGAUAGACGACCAUGACACUGUCGAAAGCAUUGAGGAUUACGUCACAGGCGGAUACCAUCCCGUGCACUUGGAAGAUACCCUUAACGGACGAUUUGAAGUUUUCCACAAACUUGGUAUUGGAAGAUUUAGUACUGUAUGGCUCUGCUUCGAUCAAAACGAUGAAGCUAGGCCCUGGAAAGCAAUUAAGAUAUUGCGCGCAGACGCCUCUAGGGAUGAUGUCGCCGAAAUCAAAGCCGCCACAUAUUUCAAGUCUAUUAACAUCACCGUCGAACAACUCGAAGAAAACCAUGUUUACCUUCCGGGUGAACACUUUUGGCUUUCCGGUCCCAAUGGGCGACACCUCUGCUUGGUCAUGCCAGCCUUAGGUCCUCCAAUUGAAAGCAAACCACUGGAGGGAGAUCUUGACCAGAAUGCAAUUCUCCAGGCCGUGGAGGGACUCGGUUUCCUGCACCGCAACGGACUAUGUCACGGCGACUUGCGUCCCCCCAACUUGCUGCAACGUAUAAUACACAUCUCCAAGAUUGGAAAGAAUGUCAUGCUGGAGCGGCUUGGUAAACCUACAAAAAGGAAAGUUACAGUUAUUUCCGAGGAAAGGCUUGAACUACAUGCACCCAAGUACCUGGUGGAGGCAACUUCGCUUGCUAGCUUUGCAGUUAGGGGAGAAUGUUGCAUAACUGAUUUUGGGGAUGCUUUCCUGGCAAAGGAUCCACCGAAAAACUCGAUUACACCGGAAUUUGCAGCUCCAGAAAUUAUAUAUGAAUGCGGAAAGCCGGGUCCCGCGAGUGACAUCUGGGCACUGGGAUGCACAAUAGUCCAGUUUCGAUCUGGAUUCACGCUGGGUCACAUGCAUGGAGGGAUGAAUUGGGAUGACAACCAAAACCUGGAGGUGUUUCUUGGCGCCUUGCCAGAGCCUUAUAGGUCCGCCUUCCAAAAGAAAAGACAAAUUGCAGCCGAGCAAAUGAACGGAACCUUAGAAGAUCUAAACAUGGAACUGCUAGGAGUCCUGAGUGAUGCCGAGUCAACCACAGAGACAACUGACCAUAUGGGUCCCCCCAUGAAUGAAUUUGGCAAGCGAGACUACAGUUGCCUACACAAACUUUGCGGCUACAAACCCCCACCCGAAGAAGUCACUACGCUGGCAAAUCUGCUCCGCAAGAUAUUCAAAUACAAUCCGGAUGCUCGAAUUGGGGCCAAGGAAAUCACAUACCAUGACUGGUUC
Messenger RNA from Pseudomassariella vexata, 1290 nucleotides. Its product is annotated as kinase-like domain-containing protein. The record is from RefSeq and is a predicted model, not a curated record. Gene Ontology annotation, molecular function: ATP binding; protein kinase activity. NCBI's taxonomy places the organism in Eukaryota, Fungi, Ascomycota, Sordariomycetes, Amphisphaeriales, Pseudomassariaceae. The transcript is spliced from 2 exons. The annotation marks the transcript as partial. Gene Ontology annotation, biological process: spliceosomal complex assembly; protein phosphorylation; regulation of mRNA processing.